Messenger RNA from Candidula unifasciata, 3271 nucleotides. NCBI's taxonomy places the organism in Eukaryota, Metazoa, Mollusca, Gastropoda, Stylommatophora, Geomitridae. The record is from the annotation of a GenBank genome assembly.
AGCCAGAGGACAUGGGUGGAGAAAACGUUUUGCAAGCGGGAAUGUAUCCUAUAUCUUUCGUGUGCAUGCGGCCGUUCGGAGCAUUGGCACAUCCAGAUGGGGGUGGCCAGAGCAGAGCCGGGCAGCACGGAGAAGUGGCACCCCUACAAACAUACCGAGCAACGAGCAACUGAUGCUUAUGGGACCAUAGAGUUCCAGGGAGGGCCGCACCCCAGCAAGGCCCAGUACAUCAGACUGAGUAGUCUGGACACCAGGCAGGAGAACCACUGGGGUCUUGACCUGCCCAAGCUGCUAAUCACGGUUCAUGGGGGGCUGCUGAACUUUGACCUCCAGCCAAAACUGAAGCGAGUAUUUAGAAAAGGUUUACUGAAAGCAGCAAGAACAACAGGUGCCUGGAUUGUCACCAAUGGCACCAACACUGGAGUGACCAGACAUGUUGGGGAUGCCAUCAGUGACCGUACAACCAAAGCUCGUAAUAAAGUAGUCGCAAUAGGUAUAGCACCCUGGGGCAUCGUUGAGAACAAAGAGGAUCUUCUAGGGAGAGAUAUUGUAGUUCCAUACCAUUGUGUUUCAUCCACCAAAACCAACACUUCAGUUCUCAACAGUGACCACUCAUACUUCCUCCUGGCUGACAAUGGCACAGUGGGAAAGUAUGGAGGCGAAAUAUUGUUCCGUAAAAAAUUUGAGAAAUAUAUCGCCCAACAGAAAAUAUGCAUAGCUAAUGACUUCCGGGGCCAUGGGGUGCCGGUGAUCUGUGUGGUGCUAGAGGGUGGCGCCAACACUAUCCGGUCAGUUCUGGAGUAUGUGACAGAUACGCCCCCUGUGCCAGUGGUUGUGUGUGAUGGGAGCGGGAGAGCAGCAGAUUUACUGGCUUUUGCUCACAAGUACACCAUGGAUGAUGGAACCAUGGCAGAAUCUUUGAGGGACCAGCUAAUUCUCACCAUACAGAGAACAUUCUUGUACACCCAGGAGCAAGCGGAGAAGCUCUUCAUUGAACUCAUGCUGUGUGUGAAGAAGAAAGAACUGAUUACAGUGUUUCGCAUGGGUGACAGAGAGGAAUCUAAGGACAUUGAUCUGGCCAUUCUGACUGCUUUGCUGAAAGGAACAACCGCUAAUGCCAUUGACCAGCUCAAUUUGGCCCUGACAUGGGAUCGAGUUGACAUUGCUAGGAGUCACAUCUUCGUCUAUGGACAGGAAUGGCCGGAAGGAGCUCUGGAAGUUGCGAUGAUGGAUGCUCUUAUCAACGACAGAGUUGAUUUUGUGAAGCUGCUACUAGAGAAUGGUGUUAGCAUGCAUACUUUCCUGACCAUACCACGCCUGGAAGAUCUCUACAACUCAAGACAAGGACCAUCAAAUACACUCAGAUACCUUGUGCGGGAUGUCCGGAAGCAUGUACCUUCCAACUACCGUUACACCCUACUUGACAUCGGCUCAGUGCUCCAACUACUCAUGGGAGGAGGCUUUAGGGCCUACUAUUGUCGUAAGCGUUUUCGACAAAAGUACCAGGCACUGAAGCAGACGGGCACAACUGUGGGAAACAUAGUCACAUCAAUUCCACACCUCAUGAACACAAGGCAGGUGGAAGAGCUCUUUCCAUAUCCAUUCCAUGACCUCAUGAUCUGGGCUGUGCUGAUGAAAAGACAAAAGAUGGCUCUGUUUAUGUGGCAACACGGGGAGGAAGCGUUAGCAAAGGCCCUUCUCGCUGGCAAGUUGUACAGUGCCAUGGCGCAUGAGGCUGAUCAAGACGAUCUGGAGAUAGAAUUAUCACAAGAAUUCAGAGCCUAUUCUGACGAGUUCCUGAACCUUGCCCUGGAGCUGCUGGAGCACUGUUAUAAAAUAGAUGAUGAUUACACCCAGCAGCUGCUGACCUACGAGCUGAAGAACUUCAGUGAGCAGACGUGCCUGGGUCUGGCGGUUAUUGCCAACCAUCGUUUGUUUAUUGCUCAUACCUGCUGCCAGGUGCUGCUGAAUGACCUCUGGAUUGGUGGUCUGCGAAUGAGAAAGAAUACCAGUCUCAAGGUGAUCUUAGGAAUUGUAUUUCCACCUUACAUCUUCAAACUGGAUUUCAAAUCUAAAGAAGAGCUGCAGCUCAUGCCUCAGACCAUGGAGGAACACUUGGAUGAGUUGGAGGAUGCAGCCAGCAUGGCUGAUAUCUCCAUAUCGUCCUUCAGCGAGGACCAGGAUUAUAAUAUGCAGGAUGACAUGGCUGACCCAAACUCGAUGACAAAUCAGGUGAGCCCAGUGAAGGAGAAUGGAACCAUAGGAGGCGAUGGAGAUAGCCCAGAUGGCCUCGACUCCACCUUGUUUGCUCAGAUGCCCUUCCGCAAGAAGAAGAGUCCUUUGAGGAUGGGAAAGAGAGUAUAUGAGUUCUACAAUGCUCCGAUCACCAAAUUCUGGGCACAUGCAAUUGGAUACAUGGUGUUUUUGGUCUUGUUUUGCUAUGUCAUCCUGGACCGUAUCAAGGAAGUUCCAAACUGGGCUGAAAUCUACAUCAUGGCUUUUAUGAUAACAAUGGGAUUUGAGAAAAUCAGACAGGUGAUUGUCUCAGAACCGGUGAAAGCUUCCAUGAAACUUCGAGUCUACAUCUCCCAACUGUGGAACAUUCUAGAUACUGCUGGAAUUGCUUUGUUCCUUAUAGGCAUGGUGCUGCGGUUCAUCCCAGCCACCCUGAUAGAUGCACAGCUGAUCUAUACUAUGGACAUAGUCUUUUGGAACAUUCGUGUCCUAGAGAUCCUUUCUGUCAACAAGUACCUGGGGCCUUAUGUCAAGAUUAUAGCCAAACUUUUACGUGAUAUGGUUUACUUCCUGGCCAUACUGUUUGUGGCAGUGACAAGUUUUGGCCUCAUUAGGCAGACUAUACACUUCCAGAAGGAAGAUGUAUCCUGGAAUUUACGUCUCCGUAACGUCUGGUACUACCCAUACUGGAUGAUAUAUGGAGAAUUGUUUGCUGAUGAAAUUGAUCCUUGUGAAGAGGAAGAGGACUGCAGCAUUUACGCAGCCUGGCUGGGUCCUCUGUGUAUGUUUGUGUUUCUGCUUGUGGCCAAUAUCCUGAUGGUGAAUCUACUGAUUGCAAGAUUCAAUGCCACCUUCGUUCGCAAUAAUGCCAAUUCAAAGGAGAUCUGGAUGUUCCAAAGAUAUGGCCUGAUUCUGCAAUAUGAGAUGAGACCUAUUCUACCUCCACCCUUCAUUAUCAUUACACAUAUCUACCUAGCUCUCAAAUAUAUCAAGCGCCGAUGCAAAGGAAAAAGAAACUUCCAUGACAAUGGACUAA